AGAUCUUUUGCGAAGAAUACGACCUGCGUCGAAGAAGGUAUUAAGCGGGCGACUAAUUUGUGAUCGGUUUUUUGCCAGCAACUACUGACUUUACAGAGCUCACAUUUAAAUGGUGUAGUAUAGAAUGAGGCUCUGGACUGAUAAAAAGUUUGUUUAAUAAUUUAUUUUUAUUAUUUUUGGUUUGGUUAUCAUUAUACUUUUCCUAUCAGUCACUUAAACAGUCUGGCAGGGCUAAGCUGAACGUGAUUUUGUUGUGUUUUUAUUUUUUCAAAAACUGAUUAUGGUGUUAUCGUGGUGUAAAAACAUGUUCAAAAAACGGUUUGGUCCAGCAAAAUGAAGCUACCAGUCAGGGUAUCAUCAUCGCGUCAGAGCAACACCAGGAGCAAAAGCAACAUUAAUAACAACAAUAAAAGUGAUAAGUAUAUACUCAGGAAAAACAAUAACAAUAACAAUGGCAAUAAGGCAAACAAUAACAACACCAUCACCAACCAGUCUCCUUCGACCAAUGCCAUUAGUCAGCUUGGAGGGGAAAUGAACAACAACGGCGAAGGAUCAAUUCAACAACAUUCCAACACACACACCCUCAAUCACCGAUCAUUGUCGUCGUCAUCGUCAUCGUCGCCAUCCUCUUCGGUUUCGGUUUCGGCUUCGGCAACAUCAUCCUCAUCAUCGACACCAACGCCAACGCCACCGCUGCCGCAGGCAUUUAACAACGUGACAGCAGAGGCAGUUGAACAAAAACAUAUAACAACCACCAAAACAUCAUCAGCAGCGGCGUCCAUGACAGCCACAGCCACAUUAACUAUGUCUAACCCGACACCAACUACGACGAUCAUAUCAGUUGCCAGCGAAACAUCAAACCAAACAGUUUUAUGCUGCAAAACAGAGCCGGAUUUAGACGACGAAGCAGCAACCUUAUCUUCGACGAAUUCAAACACAGUAGUGUCAAAAAGUAUCUUAUCACCUUCGGUAGUGAGUGCAAGUGGUAGUUGUAGUGUUAGCGUGUUAUCUAAUUUACCUACGUCGUCAUCAACGUCAGCGUCAUUAUCAACAAUUGUGGCGCCCAUCAGUUCUUCCAUAUCAGUGCCAGUUAUUGAACAUUCACGAAAAGAUAUCAAUGACAGUUCUUCUAACGUCACUAAUAAUAACAACAAUGUCAUAUUGAGAUUAAAUAACAGUAAUAAUAGUGAAAGUAAUGAAAAUAUAAUUCUCCUACCAGCCGGUAAUGAACAUUUGACAGAUAGUGGUGCUAGUGUCGCUAUUACUAAUCAAAACCUUCCGAGUGGUUAUCGUGGUUCAAAUAAUACAGUUAUAAUAUCGAGUAAUCGUUUGCAGCAACAAUUAGAACAUUCCCAAGCGACAUUGCAAUACGCCGCCGAUUUACAGCAACAAUAUCAAAGUAGAUACACGGCUAUCUCCCCGGCGGCGAUCGUGGCAAAUUUGAACGAUCACAGUGAUCCAUAUUUGAGCUUGAGCAACAGUAACAAUAACAGCAUAUCUAUGCCCCCGUACAAUUGGGCAUACGACUUGUCCCUGCAUCACAAGGAUUCCGAGAGUAGCAAGCUGAUUGCUGAUCAACACCAUCACCAGCAGCAGCAGCAACAUCAGCAUCAGCACCAACCCCACCAGCAUCUCCAACAUACUCAGGAUAUUCUGCUGACGGCAGCGAAUCACACAACGCUCGAUCAAUUGAACAUGCGGAGCAAUUUAGCCCUCUACUCGUCCUUUGGCGGUAGUGUGACGGAUCAUUUGCAUGCCACAACGGCAUCAACAAUAGGGGACAAUGCCCCCAAUAACAUAGACGAAGUCAUUCAGGACACUCUGAAGGACGAGACCUGUUCGAUGGUGGACGAACAUCACAUGGGUGGCGGAGGAGAAAGUGGUGGCGAGACAACGAGCUAUCUGACUUUGACCAGUGGCGGAGAAUUACAUCAACAUCAUCACCAUCACCACAAUCACAAUCAACACGAUCACCACGAUCAGCAGCAACACCAUCAUCACCAUCACCAUCAGCACAACAAUGGCGCCAAUAGCGGCGGUGAAUCGCCCAAUGACAGCGAUGUCGAUAUGCAGAACAAUUAUACGCAGCUUACGAAUGCUUCGCAUCGUGAUAGUAUCUAUGGCAGUGUCACACCUGAACACAGCCUAAUUCAUCCCGUGAACGAUUUUGAUUCGCUAAGUCCAAGUUUGACUUCGAGUUCAGUCUACGCAAGACCAUUAAUAACGUCGGCUGCCAAUGGUAUGCAAUAUCUGAACGGAAGUCCAACUCAUGACGGAUCGCAUAUGUGGUCAAGCACAUCAUCAAAUCUGAUAGUGCCACCAUCAGGUGGCAAUACAGUUGCUAAUACAACUCCAGUCGAUGAAUACGGUUCAACGAAAAAUAAUCUUGGUGGAACCUUACCUGCAUUCCAGAAAUUAACCUCCACAACAAGUGGAAACGGUCAUUUUUGCACUUCAGCUGCUGUUCGCGGAGCAAAUCAAUAUACAGCCUUAACUAGCUAUAGGGCUCAGAAUGAAUCCGGCUGGCAAGGACAAUAUGAACAGGGUACCGCAAUUAGUUAUGCCACGACACCGUCCACCAUCAGUGGUGUCAUUUCAAAUUCAAAUUCCCGUGGACGAACCACAAAUGAUUCAACAACACAUCUAUCAGCAUCGGCUUCGUUAUCUGCAACAUUUUUCGAUGCCGAUUUUAUCACUGAGGGGCGUGAAUGUGUCAAUUGUGGUGCCGUAUCAACCCCAUUAUGGCGUCGUGAUAAUACCGGACACUAUCUAUGCAAUGCAUGCGGUCUCUAUCAUAAAAUGAACGGAAUGAAUCGGCCCUUAGUUAAACAACCUAGAAGAUUGAGCGCAUCACGUCGUCAGGGAUUAUCUUGUUCUAAUUGCCAUACCUCACAAACAUCUUUAUGGCGACGUAAUCCGAAUGGAGAGCCAGUUUGUAAUGCCUGCGGUCUUUACUUUAAAUUGCAUAGUGUUAAGAGGCCUUUAACUAUGAAAAAAGAUACAAUUCAGACACGCAAAAGAAAACCAAAGGGAUCUAAGGCUGCUGAUAAAUCAUCAUCUUCGAACAAUAAUAACUCCAAAAAUUCGAACAACAAUUCAAAUAUUAUUCAGGAUAGUAAAGCUGAAUUACAAAAUCUAACAUCAACGAUUCAACACACUUCUCACUCGAAUGUCAGCAGUCCAAAUACCUUAACCCCUCCACCGACAGCAUUGGCCCAUCAUACAUCAACUACCUCAUCGGCUUCGUCAAACCAUCAGGACAUUAUGCAUGGCACUCCAUCGCCACCAAUUAACCACCAUGACAAUAUGUCACCAAUGCAUUACAGCACGCCACUCUCCGUGCUAAAUACUUCGACAUCAUCGCUUGUCAAUAACAACAACACCACAAGUCAAAACAACAAUAACAACGUCCUAAGCCCGAACAUUAAAUACAAUCUACAAAAGUAUCUAGCAAUAAACUCAGAUCCUCAACAUCAACUCCAACAACAAUUGCAACAUCAAAUCUUUGAAAUGUCACCAUCGCCAAGUGACCAACAACACCAUGGUUAUAGCUCUACAGAGUCACCUAGCUAUUUUUACGAUCAUCUGUCCGGCGGCGGAAGUGGCGGCGGCGGCGGCGUAGAGCAUGACACGAACUUAAUUAAGAUUGAAAACCUUCACCUGCAUCAUCAUCAGCAACACCAACAACAACAACAUCACCAAGCGUCUCAAAUCAUCCAACAAGCCAUCAGUCGAAGUCCGUCGGUUGAGGAUGAAUACGAGAUGCAUCAGCAACGUCAGCACCAGCAACUUCAACAUCAUCAGCACAUAAUUCAAUUGUCACAGAUGAAUUCAUUUGGUGAAUUGGAGAGAAAAUUGGAACGAACUUUAGAGCGUGGCCCGGUCGUUAAGACCGAAUAAAUGUAUUUUUGUAACCAACAAAAACAUGACAAAACAACAAAACAAACGAAAAGACUUAUGAAAUAAGUUGAAGAUCCAAAACAAAAUAAGAUUUUAAUUUAUAAAAAAUUGAAUUAAAAAAAACUUCGAUAUUAUUAUUAAUUAUUUGCCUUUUAAUCUAAUUCUAUUAUAUAUUUGUAUAUAUGUAGUAUUUCUCGAAUUCUUAAGAUACAUUCCUUAAAGGGACAAAAUACAGCGAAAAAUGACAAAGAAAUUUUAGUUUUAAGAAUAAAAUAAAUAUAUUUUUAUUUUAAUAGAAAACAAUUAUUGAAAUUGUAUAAAAAAUAUUUUAUUUUCCUACAAAAAAAAAACAGAAAACAAAACCAAAC
Molecule: messenger RNA, 4268 nt
Organism: Eupeodes corollae
Lineage: Eukaryota; Metazoa; Arthropoda; Insecta; Diptera; Syrphidae
Exons: 8
Coding region: 334-3900 (1188 amino acids)
Biological process (GO): negative regulation of transcription by RNA polymerase II; cell fate commitment; positive regulation of transcription by RNA polymerase II
Molecular function (GO): DNA-binding transcription factor activity, RNA polymerase II-specific; zinc ion binding; RNA polymerase II cis-regulatory region sequence-specific DNA binding
Source: RefSeq, a predicted model, not a curated record